This is a messenger RNA of Thunnus maccoyii (southern bluefin tuna), 5593 nucleotides long. It is a transcript of the gene ece2b, whose product is annotated as endothelin converting enzyme 2b. Gene Ontology annotation, cellular component: plasma membrane. The transcript has 19 exons. The coding region runs from base 106 to 2397 and encodes 763 amino acids. Gene Ontology annotation, biological process: protein processing. NCBI's taxonomy places the organism in Eukaryota, Metazoa, Chordata, Actinopteri, Scombriformes, Scombridae. Gene Ontology annotation, molecular function: metalloendopeptidase activity. The record is from RefSeq and is a predicted model, not a curated record.
AGGACAGACGGGAGGACAGAGACACACAGACACGCAAACAGCCGGGAGGAUGGGCCGGCGGAGCGGCCGUCGGUAGCGCUCUGUUUUCGGGGACGGAGCUGCAGGAUGAGCGUAGCGCUGCAGGACCUCCGGAACACCAUGUCCAGUUAUAAGCGAGCUACGUUGGACGAGGAGGAAGUGUCGGACGGUCCAGCUGAGGCAGCCUCGUCUCCUGACAGAGUGGAGGUGGGCUUCAGGAAGGGGGGUGUGGACUUCCUUGGCAGGAGGACCCAGCUGGAGGUUCUGCUUUCGGUGCUGCUGCUGGCUGCUCUGCUGGCUCUGCUGGUCUGUCUGCUGCUGCUGGGGCUCAGAUUCAGCUCAGAGGGUGGGCGUGGCCUUUGCCUGUCGGAGGCAUGCGUGACAGUAGCCAGUCAGAUGGUUGAGGCGAUGGACCGCAACGCCGACCCAUGCCACGACUUCUACCAGUUCUCCUGUGGAGGCUGGAUAAGGAAAAACCCACUGCCCGAUGGACGCUCGCGCUGGUCCACCUUCAACAGCAUCUGGGAGCAGAACCAGGCACUCCUCAAACAUCUGCUGGAAAACGGGACGUUUAAUGGCAGCAGCGAGGCGGAGAGGAAGACUCAGUCCUACUACCUGUCCUGUCUCAACACACAGAGGAUCGAGGAGCUGGGAGCUCAGCCUCUUAUAGACCUCAUCACCAAGAUCGGCGGCUGGAACAUGACGGGGCCCUGGGAGAAGGACAACUUCAUGGAGGUCCUGAAGGUGGUCUCCGGUCCGUACAGGGCUCAGCCCUUCUUCAGUGUGGGGGUCACCGCCGACCCCAAGAACUCCAACAGCAACAUCAUCCAGGUGGACCAAUCAGGGCUCUUCUUGCCGUCCCGGGACUAUUACCUCAACAAGACAGCCAAUGAGAAGGUGCUGCUGGCGUACCUGGACUACAUGGUGGAGCUGGGGAUGCUGCUGGGCGGUGAGAGGGCAGCGACACACCUGCAGAUGCAGCAGAUUCUGGACUUUGAGACAGCGCUUGCUAACAUCACCGUCCCCCAGGACCAACACCGUGACGAGGAGAAGAUCUACCACAAAGUCACUAUCGCUGAGUUACAGCUGCUGGCCCCGGCUGUGGACUGGCUGGACUACCUGUCAUCCUCUCUGUCUCCUCUGGAGCUCAAUGACAGCGAACCUGUUGUCCUCUUCGCCAGAGAAUACCUGCAGCAGGUCUCUGACAUCAUCAACAAGACCGACCACAGUCUGUUGAAUAACUACAUGAUGUGGACGUUGGUUCAGAAGAGUGUUGCCAGUCUGGAUCAACGUUUUGAGAACGCUCAGGACAAACUGCUGGAGAGUCUGUAUGGGACCAAGAAGUCCUGCACUCCACGCUGGCAGACAUGUAUCGGGAACACUGACGACACGUUGGGCUUUGCUCUGGGAGCGCUCUUCGUUAAGGCGACCUUUGACAAACACAGCAAGGAGAUUGCCGAGGAGAUGAUCAAUGAGAUCCGCUCAGCGUUUAAAGAAGCUCUGGACCAACUGAGCUGGAUGGACGACCAGACGAGACAGGCUGCUAAAGACAAGGCGGAUGCGAUCUAUGACAUGAUCGGUUUCCCAGAAUUCAUCCUGGACCCGAAAGAGCUGGAUGACGUUUAUGACGGGUACGACGUGUCCGACGACAGCUUCUUCCAGAACAUGUUGAACUUCUACAACUUCUCAUCCAGAGUGAUGGCCGACCAGCUGAGGAAGACUCCCAACAAAGACCAGUGGAGUAUGACUCCUCCUACAGUAAAUGCGUACUACAUGCCCAAUAAGAACGGCAUCGUCUUCCCUGCUGGGAUCCUUCAAGCUCCUUUCUACGCCCACGACCACCCCAAGGCGUUGAACUUUGGCGGGAUUGGGGUGGUGAUGGGUCACGAGCUCACGCAUGCCUUCGAUGACCAGGGCCGGGAGUACGAUAAGGACGGGAACCUGCGGCCGUGGUGGCAGAACUCGUCUGUGGAGGCGUUUCGUCAGAGGACAGAGUGCAUGAUGGAGCAGUACAGCCGCUACACCGUCAACACAGAACACGUCAACGGGAAGCAGACCCUCGGAGAAAACAUCGCCGACAAUGGAGGCCUGAAGGCCGCGUACCAUGCAUAUCGGUCGUGGGUCCAGAAGAACGGAGAGGAGAAGAGACUUCCUGCUGUCAACCUGACCAAUGACCAGCUCUUCUUCGUGGGAUUUGCUCAGGUGUGGUGCUCAGUUCGAACACCAGAGAGCGCUCAUGAAGGCCUGCUGACUGACCCCCACAGCCCCCCGCGCUACCGCGUCAUCGGCACACUCGCCAACUCUCCGGACUUCAGCCGCCACUUCAACUGUCCUGCAGGGUCGCCCAUGAACACCGGGAGGCGCUGCGAGGUCUGGUAGAAAGGCCCGAUACGUCAGCGUCAGAGGGGUUAAUUAGUCCGUCUGGUCAUUAAGAGGUCGAGGGUGUUCAUCAGGAAACACGCCCGUCAUUUAACAAAACACAUUUAGUUUAAUUGACCGGUGAGUGUCUUAAUUAACAGGUUAUCCUUUAAUUACCAGGUGAGGCUUGUUAGUGUCUUAAUUAGGAGUCAGGUCUGAUGAUGGACAGGUGGAGGUUAUUCAGUGGUUACUAGAAGCUUAUUAAGAGGUUAUUAGAAGGUGUUAAUUAGGGCGGGUCAGGUGUAAUAUUCAGUUUCAAUAUAAAUAUGUUAAUUAGAGACGAUCAGACUGACUUCCUGUCUGGAAACUAGACGGACUCAGUGGACUUCACACAGAAACGUGAUGGACUGAUGAAGAUGAAGCCACAUGGAACGAUGUUGCUGAUCAGCAUUUCUGUUUUAUCAACCUUAUUGAUUAUUAUUAAUGGUUUUUGUGUGCGUGUGUGUGUUGUCCAUUGUAUGAAAGAGCUGUAACUCUGUCUCUCUGAUGACAUCACUGUGAUGACCUCAUACGAAAGUGAACUGUUACAUCAUUAUUCAUGGCGGUGUGUGUGUGUGUGUGUGUGUGUGUGUGUGUGUGUGUGUGUGUGUGUGUGUGUGUUGGCCUCAGAGGGUCCAACUGUGGAGAGUGAGGUCACAUCCUUUAGUCCCCAGAAGUGAGGUCAUUUCCUGUCCCCCAUCUUUACCAAGGUUGUAUUUUUUAGGUAAUUUAGCAGAGUAUUUAUUUUACACUGAACACACUACAAUCUAGUUUUUUACCAGACAACAUAUUAACACUACAGUCUGGAUCAGAGAGUUCAAUAAAAAAAGAAGAAAAUCAAAUGCUAAUGGAAGUGACACACCGGGCUUCUGGGGGUCAUACUCUCUUCCCAUUGGCUCACACACCUGAUGUCCCCAGGUGUGAGGUCCACAGUUGGACUUGAUUGGCCAUCAGGCGUACAGUCCUGAUCUUUCCUGUAGUGUCACCGUCACAACAAAACAUUACAGUUAGCAUUAGCUCAGGGCUAACGAGACCUGCUCUAGUCCUGAUCCAGGACAGACCGUCAUCAUUCAGCGACUCAGCGUUUUAUUUUCAGGAGCAAAGUUAGACAUACAAACUCACCUGAUGUAGGAAAUCUUCUCAGAGAGUCUGACAGAAGAAGGUCUCCGCCAUUAAAGACAAUACAAACAUGACGUGUUUCUCAGUCUGAGCUCUUGUCUGUUCUCGUGUUCUUAUGAAACAUCAUCAGUUCAGUUUAAAGUCUGAACAAGAACUCUGAUGUCCCUGUUCUCAGUGUAAUGUUCUGCUUCUUCCUGUUCUCAAAGUUCAAACUGUUUUAUUAAAAUGACCUUCUGUAAACUGGCAGAUCUUCUUCCUCUCUGACUGCACUGUUGUUCAGCUGCUCAGCGUCGCCCCCGCUGGUCAGACGUCUGUACUGACUCUAAUGGGAGAGACCUUUCUCGGUCUGAUGAAUCAGUUUAGUAUCAGAUACCUAACGAUAACUAAUUAUUGUCUGAUGUCUGUGACGCAUGAUCCUUAACAAACAACAAACCCCAGAUCCCUUCAUUUAUCCAUCAAUCAGAAAAACUCCUCAAAAAGGGAAAUUUCCCCUUAAUUUAUUAAGUUUAAAUGAUUUUAGUUUAAAUUAGGGCUCUAAAAAAUGCAUCUUCACAUUCAUAUUUUAAUACAUCAUGGGGUUUUUAAUUGAAUAUCUGUAUGGAUUAAGGGAUUAUUAAGGGGUAGAAAGAUAUUAAAAUGUAUAAAUUACUAUUAUAGGUAAGUUUUAAUUUGUCCUGUGAAAGGAUCUUAAUUUUUCAGUUAAACUACAAAUGAAACGUUCAUUAACCCAAAUUUGAGGUUAAUUAAUGUAAGACAUUAUAUUAAGGGUUUUUUAAAAGGAUUAUCUCCAUGAGGUUCAAAAAAAUUAAAUCACCGCAUUAAAGCAUCACAUUUCACCUUCACUGAAAACAUAAGGUCCUUUUAUAGUUUGGAGGGUUUUUACAUCAUUUGUUGACAUUUAAAGAAGUUUUACCCCUUAAAAAACUCAAACCUUCAGAUAAAAAUACAUUAUCUAUAUGAUUAUUAUAAUAAUGUAAUAAUAUUAAAUCACUAAUGAUUGAUAAAUUAAUGGAUGUCACUUUAAACCACUUUACAUAUGAAUUAUGUUUUAUCUUCUCAGCUUUAUAAACAGCACAGUAACAACGGCGCAGGGUGUAGUCGGGGGGGUUGACAAUACUUCAAGUCAAUAAGCAAUAUUGCAAACCAAUUUAAAUCAACUGGAAACGUCGUCCACAAUGUGUCUGAAGAGAUGAGACGCAGCACUUUUAUCCUCUCUGUAACAGUAACACUAACCACCAUGCUAGUGUUGUCAUGGUAACCAAAACACACCUGAUUUCAGAGCAAAAAACAAGCAACUUAAAAAUCAGACCCAUCAGCUGCUUGUUGUGUUCGUUCGACAAGAAGACAGAACAAAGACAUUUAUUUUGACACGGUUCUUUUCUCAGACGUCUUUAAAAUAUUUAAAAUAUACAAAUUACAUAAUAUAUAGUUUAUAUGUAUAUAAAAUAUAUAAAAUAUAUAUGUGCACUAAAUGAGCGUGGGGCGUCGAUGGUUGUUAAUGAUUAUAUUAAAUACAUGAAGUUCAUAAGGUUUUAAUAACAUUUCAGUUAAAAAAACAGACAUGUUUCCUCUGAGGAUUACCCACAAUCCUCCACUGUCACAGUGCAGCUGCCUGAUUCUGACAGCAGGUGGAGCUGCUGUACUGUUCACCUGUGUGUGUGUGUGCGCGCGUGUGUGUGUGUGUGUGUGUGUGUGUGUGUGCACGCUGGUCCAAUCAGAGAGCAGCGUUACAGACAUCAGUGAUGUCAGAGUGAGAGGAAGUUUUUAUCAGACUGAAUAUGAAACAUUUAACAUCCCAUAAUAUACACCUGUCAUCUACUUCACUUCAAAUAACAGUCGUGCAUUCGAAAUGUGUCUCCAGUCAAACUACACAAGUUAAACUGUGAUUCUACUGAUCAAUAAAUGUAUCUAUUGAUCUUUAUUAUUGUAUUUACAAUAAAUAUGUUGUAAACUGUGGACAUGAUGUCUAUCUUUCCAGUGAUCUGAUUGGUCAGUGGUCGGGUCUCAAGUUAACCAGCCGUUGGUUACCAUAGUGGUAUAUCUGGUUACCAUGGUGAUA